Alosa alosa (allis shad) is the source of this 5135-nucleotide messenger RNA. It is a transcript of the gene klhl5, whose product is annotated as kelch-like family member 5. Gene Ontology annotation, molecular function: protein binding. NCBI's taxonomy places the organism in Eukaryota, Metazoa, Chordata, Actinopteri, Clupeiformes, Clupeidae. The record is from RefSeq and is a predicted model, not a curated record. Bases 437 to 2758 code for a protein of 773 amino acids. The transcript has 12 exons.
UAAAAUAGGUAAUUGUAUAAGGCCUAUCUUUACAGCUGAAUUAUAAUGCGUUUCCAAUGGACUAUAAGGUUGAGCAAACAACAAAAAAUGGGAUGCGUGUCCUAGAUCUAGACUACCUCCUAGGCAAUCAAUUAUCUGGACUAGUGGAAAUGGUUCCAUUUCCCAUUUUAGCGUAGCCUACGAUCAGGUUUUGUAGCCAAGGUGUACGCUUUGCAGCACGCAUGUCACCACAAUACUCGAGCACUCGAGGGAGAAAGAGAGCAAGAGAGAGGAGUGUUCUCUCCUCAUCCAUCCUCUCAUUCCCAUUCGCUACCUCUAUGUGUAGCAGUCAGUCUCCUCAGUGGUCUCGAGUUACGUCUCAGCUUGCGGUUGCCAAGACGAUCUCGGGGCUGUCCACCAUAGAAUUCCAUCUUGUUCCGUCGAGUCACUGGAUGGAAUGUCGAGCUCCAGAAAGGAGUUCGAUGUGAAGCAAAUUCUUCGAAUCCGAUGGAGAUGGUUCGGUCACCCCACAUCACCACCACACAAUCAGCCACCAUUGGGAGACUUCUUCAGUGGGAGAGGAACGGCAGGAUCUUCUGGCGACCUACCCUCCGUUAGUGGCUGUUCCCCCUCCACUGGAAGUGCUCGUAACGGCAACAGCACAGGCUCAAAUAGUGCACGCACCGGUGGUGGCUCUGUGGGCAACCUUAACAACAACAGAAAGUUUGGAGACACUGGAAGUCAAAGUAAAGGACCGGUGCCCGCAGGCGCCACGGCUUGUCCCCGCUCGUUUAGUCAGCAGGAGUGCCGAAGUCCCCCGGCGUUACCCUGGGUGCCUCCGCCGCACUCUCGCUCGGUUCUCGGUGUGACUACUGAGGUCGCAUCGACGAAUUCAUCGGUCGAAAAAGCCACUGGUGACGAGGAAAACAACAAUAACGUGGAUUCCGAUAGCAGCUCGUGCAGGACAUCUAACAGCAGUCAGACGCUGUCCUCAUGUGCCUCUAUGGAGCCGUGUGUGCCAGAAGAGCUGUUCCAGGCGCUGAGCCACGCCGAGCACACCUUCAGACGGAUGGAGUCGUACCUGAGGACGCGGCAGCUGUGUGAUGUAGUGCUGCUCGCCGGAGACCGCAGAAUACCUGCACACAGGCUGGUUCUGUCCUCCGUGUCCGAUUACUUUGCUGCCAUGUUUACCAGUGAUGUGCGAGAAGCCAAACAGGAGGAGGUCAAGAUGGAAGGUGUGGACCCAGAUGCAUUAUGGGUCUUGGUUCAGUAUGCUUACACAGGGCGUCUGGAGCUGAAGGAGGACACCAUUGAGAGCCUGCUGUCUGCCUCGUGUCUGCUGCAGUUGUCUGCAGUAGUGCAGGCUUGCUGCUCUUUUCUCAUGAAGCAGCUUCACCCCUCCAACUGUCUGGGCAUCAGAUCCUUCGCCGAUGCACAAGGCUGCCAAGACCUACACAAAGUAGCACAUAACUACACCAUGGAGCACUUCCUGGAUGUGAUGCGCAAUCAGGAGUUCCUGCUGCUGCCUCCGUCUGAGAUUGAGAAGCUGCUGGCAUCUGAUGACAUGAACGUGCCCGAGGAGGAGACGGUGGUGCAGGCCCUGCUCAGCUGGGUGCGCUACGACUGCGCCGGCCGCCAGCCCCACCUCCCCACCAUGCUGGCCCACAUCCGCCUGCCACUGCUGCACCCACAGAGAGAGAGAGACAGAGGGAGAGAGAGACAGGGAGAGAGAGACAGACUACUUUCUGAUGCUACAAUCCAGUUCUUGGCCGACAUGGAGUCCAACCUGCUGCUGAGGGACAGUGUGGAGUGCCAGCGGCUGGUAAUGGAGGCCAUGAAGUACCACCUGCUGCCCGAGCGCCGGCCCCUCCUGCAGAGCCCCCGUACGCGGCCGCGCAAGGCCACCGUGGGAGCCCUGUUCGCCGUGGGGGGCAUGGACGCCACCAAGGGUGCGACGUCUAUAGAGCAGUACUGUUUGCGUAAGGACGCAUGGAGACAGGUGGCUGUGAUGAGUGGCCGCAGGUUGCAGUUCGGGGUGGCUGUACUGGACGACCGGCUCUACGUGGUUGGGGGCAGGGAUGGCCUCAAGACCCUUAACACAGUGGAGUGCUACAAUCCCCGCAGCAAGACCUGGAGCGUUAUGCCACCCAUGUCCACGCACCGACAUGGUUUAGGCGUGGCAGUGUUGGAGGGGCCGAUGUAUGCGGUGGGGGGUCAUGAUGGCUGGAGUUAUCUCAGCACUGUGGAGCGCUGGGAUCCUCAGGCACGACAGUGGAGCUUUGUGGCUUCCAUGGCAACACCUCGGAGCACUGUGGGGGUUGCAGUCCUCAACAGCAAGCUGUAUGCAGUGGGGGGCAGGGAUGGAAGCUCGUGCCUAAAGUCUGUGGAGUGUUUCGACCCGCACACCAACAAGUGGAGCAGCUGUGCACCCAUGGCCAAGCGACGCGGGGGGGUGGGCGUGGCCACCUGGAAUGGCUUCCUGUACGCCAUCGGAGGCCACGAUGCUCCCGCCUCCAGUCUAGCCUCCCGUCUGUCGGACUGCGUAGAGAGGUACGACCCAAAGACAGACGCCUGGACUGCUGUAGCUCCCAUGAGCCUUAGCAGGGAUGCCGUGGGAGUGUGUCUCCUUGGUGACCGUCUCUAUGCAGUGGGUGGAUAUGAUGGGCAGUCGUAUCUCAACACUGUGGAAGCCUACGAUCCCCAGACCAAUGAGUGGACACAGGUGGCACCAUUGUGUUUAGGCCGAGCUGGUGCAUGUGUGGUGGCCGUCAAACUCUGAAAACAGUUCAGCCAAACAUUUCUUUGUAGCAGUCUCCAGGGAGCGGCUUAGCAUCCCCACGAGACAGAAUGUAAACUCCUCCUCACGUGACUCUACAUGUGUACAUACAGUCACACUGACCCAUACAAACUCGUGCAGAGACACACAACAGACCUGCUCCUUUUUAAAGGAGUGCUUUGUCUGUGGCGGAUCUUAAGUGGGUUGCAGUGUUCCACAUGCCCUUAGGCUUCCCCCUGUGUUGUCCUCGUGCUCGCUCAGCCUGGUCCUGCUGCUUACGCAGGACAGGGCAGGGCAGGGCAGGACACGGCAGGGCAGGCUGGGUGGAGGUUGCCUCUGACCUGUCUGCAGCCAAGCGUGAGACACCAGCAGCUCAGCUCUGUAGGCAGUAAUUGAGAGGAACUCACCAGCCUGAAAGGACUAUCAGUGUCCUGUAUCAGCUGCCUGCGGAUUUGUAGGCUUUGUCCCAAAACAUUUUCUGCAUAUCAACUCUGGAUUAGGCUGGAAGUAUCGGAGAGGAUGAUGUUGAGAUGAAAUUGGGUUAUAUUAACUGAUACUGUAUUUAGCUGUAUGUGAUGAAAUUGGGUUAUAUUAACUGAUACUGUAUUUAGCUGUAUUUGUUCCUGUGAGUACCUGCUUCUGCUGAACCUGUUUCCCACUCUCUCUCGCCGUGGUCAUUACACAUUCCAGUGGCAUAUAGUUUCAUAUAAGCCACCUCCAUUACCCUCCAACCAUACACAUACGGACACAAAGACUCUCUUCCCCACUCCUCUUGUCAUCUUUUCAGCUGACAGAUGUAGAAAAGAGAGAGAACAUAAAAGCAUUAGAUGAAUUAGUCAUUGUGAAUGCUCCUGACAGGAAGAGAAACCCAAACGAAAAGGACAGUAGGGCAGAUAGUGGGUAUUGAGAGGGCAGCUCAGAGGUGUGAUCAUUCUAAAGUAUCUGACAGACAGGUUAUAAUGAGCAUGUUCAUAUUCAUUUUGGUGAAUGUGUAUCUACAGCCAGGGUUGGACUGUAAAAACAGAUCCGAGCUGACCAAGCUUAAGCUCCUGUGAUACAGACUCACUGUUAUAAGAAGAUCAAAGUUAACGGGCCAUUUUGCAGCUGUGCAUCCUGCUGUUUGGCAGGUCGUGUUCAGUUGUGUUGAUAUUGGGUUUGGAGGACAUUCAGUACAAUGCCCACAGUCUCAUACCUUUUUCCCGCUGAACAAUAGAUGAGUUUUGAAGUGGAGAGAUGACAGAUUGGGUAUUUAUAUUUGAUGCUCUGUCUUUCCAACCUAUUAUUCUCCCUGGGGGCUCAGCUGAGUAGAAUGAUAAAUGGAUCCCACUGAUGUUUAAAUCUCUUCCCUGAAGCUGAGAUCUUCUUUCUGGUUGUGAACCAAGUAAUGACCUCUAAAUCCCCCCCCCUCCCCUUCCUUUCUCUUUCUUUCUUUCUUGCUCACACACACACACACACACACACACGUUUAUUAUGCUCACUGAGUUGAAUUAUGGACCAUGGGGAGACUGAAAUGCUAAAGUGUAAUGUAAAAAAUGUAGCAAAACAUAGUUUUUGCUGUUGAAAGGAGGUGUGAAUGUCAUGGCAGUAGACUGUAUUUGAUGUCUGAUUUCCCUGCUCUCAGCGGCUCAUUUCACUGACACUAUUAGGGUACGUUUGUGUGAAUGCUAUUGACACAGCCCCCCCUGCUGUGAGGAAACAGAUUUUUGUUCGUCCAUGAUGACUCCGCAUGACUGAGAGGCAGAGACAAAGCAUGUGGAAUGCACCAUCCAUCAAGACCCUGCUUGGACAGACCACAGGAGGAGGGAGGAAAGACCUUCACCAAGGCGGCUUCAGACAUUCAUGUAACUGUAGGUACAAGGCAUAUCACAGAUGGUUGCUACUAAAAGACAUCAAAUGAAGUUCCAUUCUUUUUACAUGUGUAGCCUUUGGCAGCUGUUACAGUAUGGGUGAAAUAAAGUCUCUUUUCCCUGAGUGCUGAUCCAGGAUGUAUAACUUUUUUGUGCACUGUGUUGGAGGGCAUUGCCCCAUGCAGUUUUGCAGUACAUACAGUACAUAUGUCUUAAAGUCCUAAACAAGCAACGUUAUCACAUGCUCUUACAAUGUGCAUACAAUUGUAACAUUUUAUGUGUAGAUAUGGACAGAAUCUGUGUAGGUGGUUAUUUAGAGUUUUGUUGUUUCUCUGUGUGUGUGUAUGUGUGACAGAGAGAGAGGGAGAGUAUGAGUGUGUGUGUAUGUAUGUUUGUUAUCCUAUUAUUUUAUGACGAGACCAUUUUGAUGUAUGGGUAUUUUUGUUAUGAUGUAUGGGUAUUUUGUUUUCUUUUGUACAUUCCACUGUUAUUUUAUUUGAUUGAGUUUUAUAUUAAAGUGGAAAAGAAAAUCA